Podarcis raffonei (Aeolian wall lizard) is the source of this 1757-nucleotide messenger RNA. Its product is annotated as pepsin B-like. The record is from RefSeq and is a predicted model, not a curated record. Gene Ontology annotation, biological process: proteolysis. Lineage: Eukaryota; Metazoa; Chordata; Lepidosauria; Squamata; Lacertidae. Bases 44 to 1210 code for a protein of 388 amino acids. Gene Ontology annotation, molecular function: aspartic-type endopeptidase activity. The transcript has 9 exons.
CUAGAUUCUCUAGAAUAUCACACUGGCCAAGACACAAAACAUCAUGAAGUGGCUGAUCCUGGUACUGGUCUGUCUCCACCUGUCGGAGGGGCUGGAGAGAGUCAUUCUGAAGAAAGGGAAAUCCAUUCGGGAGAACAUGAAGGAGAAAGGAGUGCUGGAGGAAUUUCUGAAGAAAAAUUACGUUGAUCCUGCAGCAAAAUACCACUUGAAUGAAUACAACAUUGCUUACGAACCAAUAACCAACUACUUGAAUUCCUUCUACUUUGGACAGAUCAGCAUUGGGACUCCACCACAGGACUUCCUUGUUGUGAUGGAUACUGGCUCCUCCAAUCUCUGGGUACCAUCUGUGUACUGUAGUACAGCAGCCUGUGAAAACCACAAUAGAUUUAAUCCCAGUGCAUCUUCUACAUACUACAACAAUGGACAGACCUAUACUCUCUACUAUGGGAGUGGUGACUUGACCGUCAUGCUAGGCUAUGAUACUGUGCAGGUCCAGAAUAUUGUCAUUCAAAACCAGGAGUUUGGCCUGAGUGAGAAUGAACCUGCCACUCCCUUCUACUAUGCCAAUUUUGAUGGGAUUUUGGGCAUGGCUUAUCCUGCCUUAGCUGUAGGGGGGUCAUACACAGCCAUGCAGUCAAUGAUGAGGCAGGGGCAGCUCUCUGAACCCAUCUUCAGCUUCUAUUUCUCACGCCAACCAACUGUUCAGUAUGGAGGUGAAUUGAUCUUAGGAGGUGUUGACACUCAACUGUACUCAGGAGAAAUUGCCUGGGCACCCGUCACUCGUGAGCUUUACUGGCAGAUUGGUAUUGAGGAGUUUGCCAUCGGUGAUGAGGCUACCGGCUGGUGCAGUGAAGGCUGCCAAGGAAUUGUAGACACUGGCACUUGCCAGCUAACUAUCCCUCAGCAGUACAUUGGGACAUUCCUGCAGGCUAUAGGAGCUGAACAAUACAAUGGAGAGUAUGUGGUGAACUGCAACAAUGUCCAGAACAUGCCCACCAUCACCUUUGUCAUUAACGGAGUCCAGUUCCCACUGCCUCCCUCUGCCUAUAUCUCUGAAAGCAAUGGAUACUGCAUAGCUGGAAUUGAGACCACAUACUUGGCUUCCUCAAAUGGGCAGCCCCUAUGGAUCCUCGGUGAUGUCUUCCUUAAGGAAUAUUAUUCUGUCUUUGACAUGGCUAAUAACAGGGUGGGCUUUGCACCAUCGGCUUAGACAGCACAAAGGCCAUUCCCUUUUUAGCCUACUGCUACUGUUCUCUUGGACUCAAAAGAAGCAUAUUAAAUUAUGUUUGAAGGAACAUUGCGGUUUCUGGAUUUUCUGUAGGCUGCCUGUCCCGGUUUGUAUGUCAUCAGUUCUCUUGGGAGCCAUUGAAAUGGGGAGAUAAGCUCCAAUUUGCCAGAUUGUAGCCUCCUCCUCCCCAACACAACUGCACUCUGCCCUGGAAGAAGCAUACAGUAGUAGCCCUCUGGCAGGCUGGAAGGAGCCAGGUUUGAAUAGGGACGACCCUCCCUGUGCACUUUCCUUGCUAUUGCAAGCACUGAGUGCUUGUGAGAAACUGAAUUAGAUCACCUAAGCAAUCUUAAGCAAAAAGAUACAUUUUAAAUACUUGAUUGAAUGUCAGAACGAAGGGGCCAAGCUGGAAUGUUAACUGCAAGAGAGUUCCACUAUUCCACCCCAAAGGCCCUGUCUUGUGUGCUCAUCAACCUAUCUGGUUUUCACAGGCAAGCACACAAACAGCAGAUCUUAUAUUAUGGGUUGG